This is a messenger RNA of Ascoidea rubescens DSM 1968, 399 nucleotides long. RefSeq lists its product as uncharacterized. The record is from RefSeq and is a predicted model, not a curated record. The coding region runs from base 1 to 399 and encodes 132 amino acids. The transcript has a single exon. Gene Ontology annotation, cellular component: extracellular matrix. NCBI's taxonomy places the organism in Eukaryota, Fungi, Ascomycota, Saccharomycetes, Ascoideales, Ascoideaceae.
AUGUUAAAUCUAAGUCAUAAUCAAAUAACAACUUUGCAACACUUUAACGUUAUGAUGCAUAUCAAAAUGCUUAAUUUAAGUGAUAAUCAAAUAUCAAUAUUAAAAUACGUCAAAGGAAUAUCUCAUAUCCAAACGCUAAAUCUCCGUAACAAUCAAAUUAUCCGAAUUAAAUUUCUAAAAAACUAUCAUGAGUUGUGGUUCAAAAUCAAAACGUUUUAUCCUGAUGAAGAGGAUGCCACAGCGUUUAAAGGACCCAAUAUCUUAAAGGUUAAUUUGGAUGGUAAUAAAAUCUAUCCUUGUAUGGGAUUGGAAGAUCUUCCUAGAAAAUGUAAGAAAAUAGUCUCUUCAUCUGCUAGCAAGCCAGAAUUAUAUGGCGGCUUUAAUUCUUUUGUUGAUUGA